CAACCGGUCUCGAUUGUUGGACGUUCCCCGGGGUGGCCACACGGGGGCGACAGAAUGCAAGAUAAGAAUUUCAUUUCGCCCACUUUUCAACGCUCAAAUUCUCGUCAUAUGACGGCUUUUUCAUCAAGGCUGAACUCUUGUCCUCGCAAGAUUUGAGAGGUCGGAGGACAUUUUCUUGUCAUACACUUUAUUCUUAUGAACGUGAGUGCGCUUGAACUUUGAUCUUCAAAUGUUGACCUUGAAGUAAUUGAUUUUUUUCUUUCUAAACUCUUCGUUUUAUUAUCAUUCUGUUAUAUGUUUUUGAAUUUUAAAGUAUCUCUGUCAUGAUAGGACUUCUUUUCGUUCGUUUUUGUGCCCUGCGAUUGACUGGCAAACCGGUUGAGGGUAUCCCCUCGCCUACAAUAGAACGAGGCGGGAAGGCUUUAUUGUAAAAGAUCAAGUGCUUCAUGUUGAAUGGAGGCCCAAGUCCAAUUGCUUCUUUGGCACGCUCAAACAUGGCGAAUCAAAAUUCUUGAAUCUUAUCAAUGACUGUCUGACUUUAAUUCUUGUAAAAGUGCUGUACAACAUUUUAUCGUAAUAUUUUCGCAUUUUUUGCAACAAAAUCAAAUUGUCGUUGUCGUGGGACUCUAUCCUCGUAUUGAAACUUUAUUUUGCUUUGGUUGUCUUUUGCAUCCUCCUAAGAUUUCCCUGUGGAACAUUCAGUUGAGCUCUUGUAACGCGCAGUAGUUCCGUCGAAAAUGUUGCUGUUGUUGUUUCAGCCGCUAGAGAGCACUGUAGCCGUGGAAACUCUACGUACAGCAUGCCCAGGUUCUACUUGACAUGCGUAGGCUUUUUUUCUUUGGUGGCUUUCGCUCAGUCUUUUUGGUCCUCCCAGCCUUGCUUCCCACCUUUUUUCCACCUCUCUCUGUACAGUAGUACUUCUCCACCCCCCUCUGCGGCCCCUCUCUCUUUUUCCCGUCUCCCUCCCUCUUUAUUUCUUUCGCUCAUCCUUCUCUUUCCAUUCCCCGGGGCUCCGUGUCUCUUACCUGCCUGCUUGUUCCUCUCUCUCUCUCUCUCUCUCUCUCUCUCUCUCUCUCUCUCUCUCUCUCUCUCUCUCUCUCUCUCUCUCUCUCUCUCUCUCUCUCUCUCUCUCUCUCUCUCUUCUUCGCCAUCCUUCCUUUCUUUCCCCAUGCACUCACCCCUCUCUCCUGCCCAUGUUGUGUGACGGAGAGAAUGUGUGUGAUCAUAGCCCCUAUAAAAGGUUAAAAGGUUGAGGUCACAACCACUUGUGCGCGUGCGUAUGUGUGUUGUGUGUCGGGCGCAGGAAAUGGGAAAUUGUGUAAGGCUGCCUUCAUUCCCGGCGAACCACGCCUGGCUGCUGCGUGCGUGUUGCUAUUAAUAGCUCGCGUCUUCCUGACUACUGAAGGCCGCUGAAGUUGUGUUUUCUUUUUUUUUCUUUUCCGCCUAAUCAGAUGUCAGCGAUGAGGCACACAGACGCAGACGCACUCACUCGCUCGCCGCAAACGUUAGUCAGCCAGAGAUUCAAAUGACCGUGAGUGAUGCAAGCACAAGCCGGCCGACGUCGUCGGAUGGUGCGGUUCGUUGCCAAGACCUCUCGACCCCGUCGUCUUCUUCCUGUUUAGUCUGGUUUUGGAUAGCCCCGCCCCCUACGCACAACUCAGCCAGAGGGGUAGAGGCCAGCAGACAUGCUGUCAUUCUAUACACGCCGCGUACGCCCUUAUUUGGACAUCUGCGCUUGCCUGUUUUCACGCUCAACCCUGCGUGAGUCAUGUGACGCCAUGGGAGAAGGAGGAGGAAGGAGCACAAGAGUAAACGCCUCAUCGGACCAGAACCAAGUUGUAGAGACAAAGCAGCCAAGGCGACUUACGCAACUCCGUCUGGAGAAGGAAGGCUGACCACGGGCGGCGUGGACACUUUGCUCGGGGCGCCAUGUCGGCGGGCCCCUUCCACCUCAUGCAGAGCCUGAAGAAGUCGCCGGCCGCGCUGCGCCGCCACUUCCGCCGCGACCGCACCGAGUCGCUGUCCCACGGCGACCCGCUCUUUAAGGUCCACUACCUGGGCACGGAGAAGAUCUUCUCCCUGGAUCGGGAGCAGGCGCGGGACGCCAUCGGCCGCCUGCUGGCGGGCGGGGCCGGCGCCAAGAAGCUGAGCAAAGACCACGCGCUGGUGGUGCGGCCCCGCUACGUGGAGGUCAAGGAGCUCAGCACGGGUCGGCAGCUGGCCAAGACGUACCUGCAGGACAUCGCGUACUGCGCCGCCGACGCCGAGCGCCCCAACCUCUUCCUGUACAUCUGCAAGCACCAGGGCCAGCAGCUGCAGUGCCGCGUCUUCUGGUGCAAGCGGGCCGAGCGGGCGCGGGACAUGACGGACUGCCUGGCGCGCUCCUUCCAGCGUGCGCUGAGCGAGUGCCAGAGGGAAGGCUCGCCGAGCGCCCACGCCGCCGUCGCCAAAAGCUACACGCUACCUGCCGCCCUGGGCAAAGUCCGCUGGCGGAAAAGCCUGUCCCGAAGCCCUCUCCGAGCCCGAGGCUCCGUCUCCGACAGCUGGAGCUGAAAGGAGCGUGGGUCCCUCCCGAAGCCAUUGGCGCUUCCAAACGGCUGCCGGAGCGAGCGCCGGCCAUCGUGCUUUUUGCUCCUCCCUCAAAAUGACUUGCAUCGAGUUUUGCCACAUUGCAAAUUUUUUUUAGCAAGGUUUGUGAUUUCUUUCACACAAGUGACUGCUGAAGGGAGUAUCUUUUGUAUUUUAAUUUUUGUACUGCACCUUCUAAUGUACGUCGUCUUUAAUGAAAUAUGCAUUAAAAGGAUUUUAUACACA
Molecule: messenger RNA, 2814 nt
Organism: Syngnathus typhle (broad-nosed pipefish)
Lineage: Eukaryota; Metazoa; Chordata; Actinopteri; Syngnathiformes; Syngnathidae
Exons: 4
Coding region: 1930-2553 (207 amino acids)
Source: RefSeq, a predicted model, not a curated record